AUGCUCAGGACAGUCUUGGAUGCUUCUCAGCGGUUACUGAAGAAGGGGAGAGAGUCCCGGAGGCUGGUGCUGCUAGUGGUGUUUGUUGCUCUGCUCCUGGACAACAUGCUGCUCACGGUGGUGGUGCCCAUCGCACCCACCUACCUCUAUGCCAUAGAGUUCAAAGACAUCAGUGGUUCUCUGUAUCUCGGCUCCACCACAACUUCCCGGCCUGCCCUCACUCCCACCUUUCCUGCUAUCUUCUCCUUCUUUGAAAACAACACCGUGGCUAUUGAAGAAAGUGUGCCGGAUGGCAUAGCAAGGACAAGUGGCAUUUCGACCAUCUCCCCUCCAGUCAUUGAAGCCAUCCCAGCACAUGGAAACAACUGCUUUCAAGCCACAGAAUUCCUGAAGGAAGAGAACAUAUGGAUCGGGGUUCUAUUUGCUUCCAAGGCUCUGAUGCAACUUCUGGUCAACCCCUUCAUGGGACCUCUUACCAAUAGGAUUGGAUAUCACAUCCCCAUGUUUGCUGGCUUUGUUAUCAUGUUUAUCUCCACAGUUUUGUUUGCCUUUUCUGGUACCUAUACUCUGCUUUUUGUGGCCCGAACUCUUCAAGGCAUUGGAUCUUCAUUUUCAUCUGUUGCAGGUCUUGGGAUGCUGCCCUGUGUCUACACUGAUGACAAUGAGAAAGGGCGGGCCAUGGGAAUUGCUUUGGGGGGCCUGGCCUUGGGAGUGCUGGUAGGGGCUCCCUUUGGAAGUGUGACAUAUGGGUUUUUGGGGAGGACUGUACCCUUCCUCAUCUUGGCCUUCCUGGCUCUUCUGGAUGGAACACUCCAGCUCUGCAUCCUACAGCCUUCUAAAGUCUCUCCUGAGAGUGCCAAGGGGACUCCACUCCUCACGCGUCUCAGAGACCCUCAUAUCCUGGUGGCUGCAGGCUCCAUCUGCUUUGCCAACAUGGGGGCGGCCACGCUGGAGCCUGCACUGCCUAUCUGGAUGCUGCAGACCCUGUGUGUCCCUGAGUUGCAGCUAGGUCUAGCCUUCUUGCCCGCCAGCGUGUCCUACCUCACUGGCACCAGCCUGUUUGGCGUGCUGGCCAACAAGAUGGGUCGGUGGCUGUGCGCCCUGCUUGGGAUGUUGGUAGUAGGUACCAGCUUGCUUUGUGUUCCUCUGGCUCAUGAUAUUUUUGGUCUCAUUGGCCCUAAUGCAGGGCUUGGCAUUUCCAUAGGCAUGGUGGAUUCUUCUGUGAUGCCCGUCGUGGGACACUUGGUGGACCUGCACCAUGCCCCGGUCUAUCGCAGUGUCUGUGCCAUCGCUGAUGUGGCUUUUUGCACGGGCUUUGCAAUAGGUCGGUCCACCGGGGGUGCCAUUGUGAGGGCCAUUGGCUUCCCCUGGCUCAUGGUCAUCAUUGGGGUCACUGACAUCAUCUACGCUCCUGUCUGCUACUACUUGAGGAGCCCCCCUGCCAAGGAGGAAAAGCUCGCGGUUCUGAGCCAGGACUGCCCCAUGGAGACCUGGAUGCACGCAGCCGAGAAACACACAAGGCCGUUUCCUCGGGCGGACGGCGAUGGGGAGCCUGGCUGUGAAACCGGCCCCUGGACCUUGUCGCGUGAGGCUCGGACUUCAGUGACCACGUUGUUCCCGGACCUAGAUCACCACGGGCUGUUCAGUGAGCUUCAUUCACUCUGUCUCCCUGGUGUCUGCUUUCCUCCCCUCCGACGGAUGCUGUCCUCAGGCUCUCUCCUCGCCCGUCACUCACACCUCUUCCUCUCAGCGUUGAUGCCUCAGCUGGCCUACCCUUGGUGGGAGGAUGGAGUGCUGUCUCUUCCUCGGCUUCUGUAA
Messenger RNA from Odocoileus virginianus texanus, 1818 nucleotides. Lineage: Eukaryota; Metazoa; Chordata; Mammalia; Artiodactyla; Cervidae. The record is from RefSeq and is a predicted model, not a curated record.